UUGAGUUGUGUGUGAGUGUGAUGUUACAGCCUCGGCUUCUCUAGGGGUUCUCACAUUCUAUCUUAAAUUAUUUUACUUAAUUUAAACUUGAACAUUUAAACUAGGCAUAGAAAAUUGCUGUCAUGCAGUCUUUCGACAUGGAGGCCUUGCUGCAUCUCGUUGAAGCACCGCUGUAUUGGGUUGGUGCUUUUACCGCGGCCUGGGUGUCGGUGUGGCUCAUCUACCGACUGCUCUCCGGGCUUCGGAUAUGGGUGUUGGGGAACGGCCAACUGAUUUCUACAAAACUUGGGAAAUGGGCAGUUGUGACGGGAGCGACGGAUGGCAUCGGGAAAGCCUACGCGGAGGAGCUGGCUCGCCGGGGCUUUGCAAUGAUGCUUAUCAGCCGAUCUCAAGAGAAGCUGGAUGAUGUUGCCCAUUCCCUUGAAAGCCGAUUCAAAGUGGAGACAAAAACCAUUGCCGUGGAUUUUGGAUCCAUAGACAUCUAUCCCAAGAUUGAGGCCGGUCUGGCUGGGCUGGAGAUUGGCGUACUGGUGAACAACGUUGGGAUUUCUUACACGUACCCUGAGUUUUUCCUCAAUGUCCCUGACCUGGACAAUUUCAUCAACACCAUGAUCAAUGUCAACAUCACCUCCGUUUGCCAGAUGACGCGUCUGGUGUUGCCCAGGAUGGUGGAGAGGUCCAAGGGAGUGAUUCUGAACAUCUCCUCUGCUAGUGGCAUGUAUCCAGUCCCUCUCCUCACAAUUUACUCCUCCACCAAGGCUUUUGUUGACUUCUUCUCACGAGGUCUUCAUGCCGAGUACAAGAGCAAGGGAAUCAUCAUUCAGAGUGUGCUGCCUUUCUUUGUGGCCACCAAGAUGACCAAGAUCAGGAAACCCACGCUGGACAAGCCUACACCGGAGCGCUACGUGGCUGCAGAGCUGACAACUGUGGGGCUGCAGAGCCAGACUAAUGGCUACCUCCCACAUGCCAUCAUGGGCUGGGUGACCACUGUCUUGGUGCCGAUCAACCUGGUGAUCCACUUCGGCAUGCAGAUGGGCAAGGCUCAGCGGGCUGGUUACCUGAGGCGUCGGAAGCAGCGCUAGAGGUUGCUAAGGCGGAUGGGAAGAAGAG
Molecule: messenger RNA, 1110 nt
Organism: Megalops cyprinoides (Indo-Pacific tarpon)
Lineage: Eukaryota; Metazoa; Chordata; Actinopteri; Elopiformes; Megalopidae
Gene: hsd17b12a
Product: hydroxysteroid (17-beta) dehydrogenase 12a
Exons: 11
Coding region: 123-1082 (319 amino acids)
Cellular component (GO): endoplasmic reticulum
Molecular function (GO): oxidoreductase activity
Source: RefSeq, a predicted model, not a curated record